Molecule: messenger RNA, 1015 nt
Organism: Pristis pectinata (smalltooth sawfish)
Lineage: Eukaryota; Metazoa; Chordata; Chondrichthyes; Rhinopristiformes; Pristidae
Gene: bnip3
Product: BCL2 interacting protein 3
Exons: 7
Coding region: 404-922 (172 amino acids)
Biological process (GO): mitochondrial outer membrane permeabilization; positive regulation of apoptotic process
Cellular component (GO): mitochondrial outer membrane; mitochondrial envelope; nucleus
Source: RefSeq, a predicted model, not a curated record
CGCCCCGCCCCCGCGUCAGCCCCGCCCCCGGCUCAGGUCAGCGGCCCCGCCCCCGAUCCAUUGACAUCGGCGGGAGCGUUGGAUGUAGUUGGGCUGGUUCGGGUUUCGGUUGUGAGUGGGUUAAUGUGAGUGCAGGUGCUGCAGGGCAGCGGUUUGGGCCCGGCGUAGGUCCGGAGUCCGAGCAGCGGAGCCAAGAGUCCGGCGGCACCGGGGUCAAGCGUUCCUGUAGCAGCGGCAGCGGCGCCAUGAGCGAACGGCAGAGCAAUCCGGACGAGGGCCUGCAGGUGGAAGACAAAGUACCUGAAAUUGCAGUAUAAGAGUGGGGAACCUAAAAUAUUUGUUUUAAAAAAGGACUGGAGAAAUUAAGAGAAGUUCUUGGGUAGAGUUACACUAUAGUAACAGCAUGCAAAAUGGAGGACAGGAGCAGGUUCCAGCUUCCACUUCUAUCCUCAAUGGAGAAAUGGAAAGAAUACUUCUAGAUGCUCAACAUGAAUCUGGUCGGACCAGCUCCAGAGGUAGUUCCCACUGUGACAGCCCUCCACGUUCCUUGACUCCACAUCAACCACGCUGUGGUUCAGAGAUGGAUACACACAGCAUUGGAGAAAAAAACAGCUCACAGUCUGAAGAAGAUUAUCUAGAAAGAAAGAGAGAGGUAGAAAAUAUAAUGAAGAAAAAUGCUGACUGGAUAUGGGAUUGGUCAAGCAGACCAGAAAAUAUCCCCCCGAAGGAAUUCCAGUUCAAACACCCAAAGCGUUCUGGGACUCUGAGCAUGAGGAAUACUGGCGUCAUGAAAAAAGGUGGUAUUUUCUCAGCUGAGUUUCUGAAAGUCUUCCUGCCUUCACUGCUCAUCUCCCAUGUACUGGCUGUUGGUUUGGGAAUCUAUAUAGGCCGACGCAUAAGUACCCCAUCCAGUGCUGUCUAAGGAUAUUCCAUUGAAAGUGUUUGUGUGUGAUAAAGUAGCAGAUCCUAUGAAGAAUUCUCUGAGAAGCGGCCAUUGGCUAUGAUGUAGCUACUG